AUGAUGCACUUGCAAUCCCACCCUUUCACCUCCUUUUUCUCUUCCACCCCCGUCCAGCUGGCAGUCCAUCUCAUCUCUGACUGCUAUGUCGGCCUGGAUCAGCUCGUCAGCCUGUCAACAAAUGCUGCCGUAGCUGCUCAAGGGACAAUCGGGCAGUAUACUAUUGAGAAUGUCGGAUUUACCAUGGCUGCUGCAGCUGCUGCUGCUGGGGAAAAGAAGAAGGGGGAUGUGCUGGGAGGAGUCGCGGUGAGUGAGGGGUGUCAGGAUGGGGUGAAUCUAUUAGGAGGAGGUGAUGGUGGUGAUGGGAACAAUAAGGGAGUUGUCGAGGACGAGGAGGAAGAUGAGUUCUUUGAAGCUGAAGGACGGAUCAACUCGAGUAGUAAAUCCGCGUCGCAGCCGCAGAUCGGCCUAGAGCAGAUCACGGAACGGAUUAAUGGAUCGGAGAGUCAUUCGCGGGUGAACGGGUUCGUGCAGUGGUACCUCAAAUGCCUCGACUCGCGGCCCGUUAUCACCAAGAGCAUCACCGCAGCGAUCAUAUUCGGUGCUGCUGACGUCACAUCGCAGAAGCUCUCUCACUCCAUCCUUGACCCACCCGCCACGUCACCUCUCGACGACAACCCAGACCAACCGCCACGUCAGCAGAUGCAGUGGGACGCGUUCCGCACAGCGCGCAUGGCAGGGGCGGGUCUCUUGCUAUCCGGGCCGACUCUUCACUUGUGGUUCACGCGCCUCGCCAGGGUCAUUCCGGGAACGGACGUGCCUCGUGUGCUGCUCAAGAUAGCCAUGGGACAGCUGCUGUACGGCCCUGUGUUUAACUCCGUGUUCUUCUCAAUCAACGCUGCUCUGCAAGGGGAAAACAAGGAGCAAAUCAUUGCUCGUCUGAGACGAGACUUGAUACCCACCCUCAUCAGCGGCGCCUGCUACUGGCCUGUCUGUGACUUCAUCACGUUCCGAUACGUUCCCGUGAGACUGCAG
Messenger RNA from Closterium sp. Naga37s-1, 975 nucleotides. The record is from the annotation of a GenBank genome assembly. NCBI's taxonomy places the organism in Eukaryota, Viridiplantae, Streptophyta, Zygnematophyceae, Desmidiales, Closteriaceae.